AUGGCUUGUAAACCUGGUUGGUUCAGAACCUUUAUGUGCCUCUAUUGCACAAUCUACACCGUCAUUUUCUUUUUCAUUCUUCUCUCUAUUAUUUUCUGGAUAGUUAUCUCUCCUUCAAGCGUGAAAUUCCACGUAACCGACGCUACUCUCUCCGAAUUCAACCUCACAAACAACAAUAAUACAUUGCAUUACAAUUUCAAACUCAACGUCACCGUGCGAAACCCAAACAACAACAUCAUAGUCUAUUAUCGAAGAAUCACCGCGAUUGCUUGGUACAAAGACAAUAAUUUUGGUUUUGUGAGUUUGACACCGUUCGAUCAAGGACACAAAAAUACGACAUUUCUCGGACCGAUUGUGUUUAAUGGAAAUACAAAGAUCAAACUAGGGCUUAAACAACUCGAUGAGUAUAGCGAAGAGACGCGUCUUGGGAUUUACAAUGAUUUGGCUGUUGAUUUUGAUAUCAAAAUUAGAGCUAAGUUUGGAAGCUUUUAUAAGAGUGGACGGUUUAAUACACCGGUUGUUCAGUGCCGUCGUUUGAGAAUUCCUUUGGUUUCUGCUUCCAAGGGUAACUCAUCAUCAUCAUCAUCAACAUUUUCUUUUAGUGAGAAAAGAUGUAGCAGUGCUUCUUUCUUUACAGAUCGUGAUGCAGACGCAGGAGCUUGA
Lathyrus sativus (Indian pea) is the source of this 663-nucleotide messenger RNA. Lineage: Eukaryota; Viridiplantae; Streptophyta; Magnoliopsida; Fabales; Fabaceae. The record is from the annotation of a GenBank genome assembly.